GAGGAGUGAAAAUCAUCAAAUGAUUUGAUUAAACUACGACAGAACCCAGCGUAAAGUUUGAGGAGUCUGUAGCUGAUGGCGGCAGCGACAAACUACAGCGACGCACUUUGCUGCAAACGCCGGUGAAACGAGAGAACGCGUCUUUAGACGACCCACGACGUCGUAUAAAACAUGAGGGGAAUGAUUCUCCAGCUCGGCCGCAGCGUGAGACGCGCCGCCCCGGUCCUCAGCCGUAGCCUCCACUCUGGUACUCGACCCGCCUCCACCGCUGCCUCCAAACUGAGAGCAGACCGCCCGCUCACCUCGGAGGAAAUCUACGCCCGCGAGGACAAGUACGGAGCGCACAACUACCACCCGCUGCCCGUGGCCUUGGAGCGAGGGGAGGGCAUCUACGUGUGGGAUGUUGAGGGAAACCGAUAUUACGACUUCCUCAGCGCUUACAGCGCCGUAAACCAGGGGCACUGUCACCCCAAGAUCAUAGCGGCGCUCGGCGCCCAGGCCUCCAAACUCGCCCUCACCUCCAGAGCGUUCUACAACAACGUGCUGGGAGAGUAUGAGGAGUACGUCACCAACAUGUUCGGCUAUGACAAAGUUUUACCCAUGAAUACAGGUGUUGAAGGAGGUGAAACUGCAUGCAAGCUGGCGCGGAAGUGGGCCUACAAUGUGAAGGGAGUCCCCAAAAACAAGGCUAAAAUCAUUUUUGCAAAUGGAAACUUCUGGGGACGCACCAUGGCGGCCAUCUCCAGCUCCACCGACCCCAGCAGCUACGAAGGAUUCGGUCCCUUCAUGCCGGGCUUCGAGCUCGUCCCAUUCAACGACAUUCCCGCACUGGAGAAAGCUCUUCAGGACCCAAAUGUUGCCGCUUUCAUGGUGGAGCCAAUCCAGGGGGAGGCCGGUGUGGUUGUGCCUGACCAGGGCUACCUGACAAAAGUCAGAGAGCUUUGCACAAAAUACAACGUGUUGUGGAUUGCUGAUGAGGUGCAGACAGGUUUGGCUCGUACUGGUCGGCGACUGGCCGUGGACCACGAGGGAGUUCGUCCAGAUGUGGUGAUUCUGGGCAAAGCUCUUUCUGGAGGAGUUUAUCCUGUAUCUGCUGUGUUGUGUGACGAUGAGGUAAUGCUGACCAUCAAGCCCGGGGAACACGGGUCAACGUAUGGAGGUAACCCUGUGGCCUGUCGGGUUGCUAUCGCUGCACUUCAGGUGAUGGAGGAGGAGAAGCUGGCAGAAAAUGCUCAAAGGAUGGGGGAGCUGCUGAGGGCUGAGCUGAGAAAACUACCAAAAGACAUUGUGACAUUGGUCAGAGGGAAAGGCCUCCUCAACGCAGUCAUCAUCAAAGAGACUAAAGACUACGACGCCUGGAAGGUGUGCUUACGUCUCCGUGACAACGGCCUGCUGGCCAAGCCCACCCACGGCGACAUCAUCCGCCUGGCCCCGCCCCUCACCAUCAAAGAGGACGAGCUGCAGGAAUGUGUGGACAUCAUCCAGAGAACCAUCAUGUCCUUCUAAAAACUCCUUCAGACAUCCUCUAACUCAUCACCCACAUUAGCUCAAGAAAACAGUUUUGUUUUUAGUUUUUCACAGAAUGUGCUUCCUUGAAGGGCGAUACUGCAGAAUACAGAUGUAUGGAUUGUGCUUCUAUGAGGAAACACUAAAACUUCAGUACAGGAAAAAAAAAAAAAAAAAGAAAAGAAAGCUGCUGUAAAGAAAAAGGAGAAAAAGGGUUCCGUUAAGCUUCCUGGAGAGCGACGUUACAGAUGUUAUGUUUAAUAGAGUGGUCAUUUUACAUUUUUGCUCGUGAUAAUAUUAAUAAUUUUUAAUUAAAUAUUUAAAAUUGUUAUUAUUAUUUUUAAAAGAAGAGUGUUUUUACGGAUGAAGCAUUUAUAAAGGUCCUCGGUUUCUUUCCUUAGAGCUUUUGUGCUGAAGUAAAUGCAGCAGAGAGAAGAGAAAUCUCCGGAUACUGACCAGCAUAGUUAAAAUAAAUAGAUUAGUUUACAUUUCCGUUAGAGUAUACAGUUAGCCCACUGAAGCACCGCUGCUUGCUGACGAAAACCUCAUCAAACCAGUGCUGUUACGUAGAAGCGAAGAACAUUUUUAAUCUUGAAAAAGCCUCGAAACAUAUAUUAAGUUUCACUUCCUUCAAGAUUUUCAUGGGGACACAAAUUGCAGAAGCACUUCUAAUGCUGAAAUUCCAGAUAUUCUCAUUUAUAAUUAAAAAAAAACGCUUACACGUUCUAUGUUUUGCUGGAAUGUUACAUGAGUUAAAGUGUGUGUUACAGCAGAAGAAAUACUCUCAGUAAUCCUUGGAACAACUCAAAUCCGGAAACAGAACAGAAUUUCCCCUGAGGGCAUUAACAAAGUCUGCCUCUGUUACACUGAACAAUCAAAUUUAUUUAAUUUAAACAUGCUGUGUAAGGAUUAAUGAGUGUUGGGGGGGGGCUGUUCUGGUCCAAAGUAUUCGCUGUAUGUUUGUGUGUAGAGAUUGUCUUUUUAAAGGCAGUACGGCAUUGCCAGUGGUUGCAAAAAUCCAUUGAUAUUCUUCAAAUAAAUUAUUCCAAUCCACGGA
Messenger RNA from Mugil cephalus (flathead mullet), 2563 nucleotides. RefSeq names its product ornithine aminotransferase (gene oat). The record is from RefSeq and is a predicted model, not a curated record. Gene Ontology annotation, molecular function: identical protein binding; pyridoxal phosphate binding; L-ornithine transaminase activity. The transcript has 10 exons. Lineage: Eukaryota; Metazoa; Chordata; Actinopteri; Mugiliformes; Mugilidae. Bases 172 to 1506 code for a protein of 444 amino acids. Gene Ontology annotation, cellular component: cytoplasm.